AUUAUAUACAUCAACAAACAAGAACAGACCCACUGAGAAUUAUUGACAAGCAGCAGUGAUAGAAGAAUAUCAGAGAUGGGAAAGGCACGCACAGUUGGUAUAGGCAUGGAUUAUUCUGCAACGAGCAUAUCAGCUCUACGAUGGACGGUCGAUAAUCUGAUUGAAGAAGGAGAUCGCAUCAUAUUGAUCCAUGUUGAACAACCCAAAGCUACCAGAAAGCAACUGUUCGAAGAUACGGGAUCACCUUUGAUUCCUCUGGAAGAGUUCCAAGACUCAAAGCAGUAUGGACUUGCUUAUGACUCGGAGGUUCGCGAUAUUCUUGAUGCUGUGUCAAGAACUAAAGGGGCCAAAGUUGUGGCGAAAGUAUACUGGGGGGAUCCAAGAGAGAAGCUGUGUGAUGCUGUGCAAGAUCUGAAGCUUGAUUUACUUGUUGUUGGAAGCAGAGGAUUAGGCCUUCUGAAAAGGGUGUUGCUCGGUAGCGUGAGUAACUAUGUGGUGACUAAUGCUUCAUGUCCAGUCACAGUCGUGAAGGGUGCAUCAUCGACUUCAUCUUCCAAACCAUAAGAACUUCAGUGCGAGUGACAUCAGAAAAUGAGAUAUAUGGUAUCUGAAUGAAAUUGGGGCAAUUUCUGCUUUGUUUUAUGAAUUUUAUAUAUGCAUGUAUGCUUAGAGAAAUAGGAAUGGACUUGUACGACUGUCCAAAUGUCAUUAGUAUAUAUGUUUGCAUUGCUUCCUUGAUGGUGUGUAAUUCUAGAAUUCGACGUACUAUAUACUGAUAACUUCUAUGUACUCAUAUGUAGGGCUUUAUAUGUUAUAUAUAGAGUAUCGAGGAAAUUUGAAGGUCUCAAUUAAA
Molecule: messenger RNA, 853 nt
Organism: Argentina anserina (silverweed cinquefoil)
Lineage: Eukaryota; Viridiplantae; Streptophyta; Magnoliopsida; Rosales; Rosaceae
Product: universal stress protein A-like protein
Exons: 4
Coding region: 76-564 (162 amino acids)
Source: RefSeq, a predicted model, not a curated record